ACAAGAACAACCCCCAACCCCGAAAAAGAUCGACAUCUCCCUCCGUCCCCAUUUCGCCUCGGGGCGCAACUGUCAACGGUCAACCGUCAACCGUCAACCGUCAAACUGCUGGAUUUCAGCGUUUCGCCCUUGGUCCUACCAUUCCUCCUUUUUUUCUUCUUCUUUUUCUCUCCUUUUCCUCCAGCUUGCCCACACAGAACGCCCGACUCCACGUCCCGCCUCAGGCCCUCGCAACGAUGGCGCGCAGGCAGCACUUCACCCUGAUGGUGCUCCUCGCCCUCGCGGCCUUCUACAGCGUCUCCUACCUCUUCUCCUCCGGCACCACAACAGCGACAGUGUACGAGUCGGGGUCAGCACCGGCACCGGCGCCGCCGCCAGUGGCCUUGGCGAAAGACUCGACACCAGCAUCGUCUUCGUCGUCCUCUUCUCAUGAGGAUCAUGAUCAUGAUCAUGCGUCCACCUCUUCCUCCCCUUACGACGAUCAUGAUGAUCACGACCAUGGGCAUGGUAAUGACUCCGGCAUCGAUUUGGGGCAGAUCGAUAGCGGUAUCCUCAAGGGCGAGUCCAUUGCGCCUAAGCUCGAGAAUGCGACGGCUAGAGCCGAGCUAGGCCGCGCCUCCUGGAAAGUCCUCCACACCAUGAUGGCCCGCUUCCCCGAGGAACCCACCCCGGACGAGAGCACCGCCCUCAAGACCUACAUCCACCUCUUCGCCCGCCUGUACCCGUGCGGCGAGUGCGCCCGCCACUUCCGCGCCCUGCUGGAGAAGUUCCCGCCGCAGGUGAGCGGCCGCAACGCCGCCGCCGGCUGGCUCUGCUUCGUGCACAACCAGGUCAACGAGAGGUUGGAGAAGCCGGCGUUCGAUUGUAAUAACAUUGGCGACUUUUAUGACUGCGGUUGUGGCGAGGACAAGAAGGAGGGGGAGGAAGGGGAGGAGGGGGCCGAUUCUGAAGAGGUGGAGUUGAGGGAAGAGGAUUCAUAGGAUGGCUUGACGGCGUGGUUGGGGCUGGGAGCCUUUUGCUCGUUGCUGUUUUAUACGUUAUAUGUCGAGGUAACUGAAAAGAUGUGCUAUAUCCGACACCAUAACGUGGUUUGUGUUCUCCAGUACGGAGGACGGAUCCCGUACGUUCGUAGCCUGGCACGAUGUCAAGUUUCAACAAUCCCAUUCAAGUCUAUUCGAACCAAAGAAAAGAAAAGAAAGGAAUCAUGGACCAG
Molecule: messenger RNA, 1213 nt
Organism: Sodiomyces alkalinus F11
Lineage: Eukaryota; Fungi; Ascomycota; Sordariomycetes; Glomerellales; Plectosphaerellaceae
Exons: 2
Coding region: 237-980 (247 amino acids)
Cellular component (GO): mitochondrion
Molecular function (GO): flavin adenine dinucleotide binding; flavin-dependent sulfhydryl oxidase activity
Source: RefSeq, a predicted model, not a curated record